Aspergillus aculeatus ATCC 16872 is the source of this 1149-nucleotide messenger RNA. RefSeq names its product peroxisomal membrane protein PEX16. The record is from RefSeq and is a predicted model, not a curated record. The coding region runs from base 1 to 1149 and encodes 382 amino acids. Gene Ontology annotation, cellular component: peroxisomal membrane. Gene Ontology annotation, biological process: peroxisome organization. The transcript is spliced from 4 exons. Lineage: Eukaryota; Fungi; Ascomycota; Eurotiomycetes; Eurotiales; Aspergillaceae.
AUGGACGCUACAUGCAAUACUGAGACUGCCGCCUCUGCUGCCCUGCUACGACCAUCAAGAUGGUUGCUGUUGUACGAAGAAUUUGUAACCAAGAACGCUAGCUCUGUAAGCCAGGUAGAGUCGGCGCUGAGAUCCCUAACAUAUAUCAUUCCAGGGCGAUACCGAGACUCGGAAAUAAGUUCGGAGUGUGUACAUUCGGGAGUCCAGCUACUGUCCCUUUAUCACAAUGCUCUUGUUUCUCGAGUUGUUUCCAGAUUACCGCCGACUAUCCCGCGGCCGAUACCGACUCCUCACACGCGAUAUACUAAAUAUUGGACGUCUCGCUCUUCGAUCUAUCAUAAAGUUGCACUUGCAUUACAGAUGGUCCAGUACACAGAACUGCUCUGGGAGAUGAUUGCCCGUCGACGUGGGGAGAAGAUCCGUUGGCGCGUCGUCAUCUUCAUUGAAGCCAUAAAGGCGGUCUGUCGUCUAUUACUUCUUCGUCUUACAAAGUCCAGGCCAUUGGUAACCCCUCCGCUGCCUGAGAGAGACAUUGAUCCCAGAUCGCUAGACAAAGUGGACAGCGAUUGGAAUGGGAUGCAAACGCCCGUUAGCGAACGAUCAUCAGAUUUGAGCUGGACAAUGCCUAGGACGGGCUUAUCUCUCCCGUCGCUGCCAGAAGUAAAUGAUGUCUCCCAUUUCCUGAUAUCCAAGGUCCUCACCGCCGACGACAUCAAAGCCCCCAAGGCUCUAUUGCAUCGCGUUACUGGCCACGGACAACUAGCUGAAGUACUAUAUAUCCUCCGGCCAGUGGUCUACGCGAUAGCGUUGCAAAAAUACAGCGAAGACAGGCAUAGCUGGAGACCUUGGUUGGUUGGAUUUGGCUUAGAAUAUGUGUGCCGACAGCUUGCUAAGUCUGACUUUCGAGAGAGAGUUGCCGGCGGCCUUCGAGGAUUGACUGGGCUUGAACGUGAGGAACUCAGAAAAAGAGGCUGGGCGAUGGGUUGGUGGGCCAUGCGGGGGGCUUUCUAUACGAACUUGACCAGACCUUGGCUACGCAAUUUAACUGGGAAGAUGAAGGGCAAGCUCCUGCUUGACUUGGUAGGCAGCGUCAUUGACGACUACGAAUACCUAUGGGAUAAUUACUAUUUUUCAAGUGCGACGUUGUGA